AUGAAAUUGGCCGAAGUACCAAUGCAGGAUUUAAUUUGUAGGGAUAUCAUAGAAUUUUGUUAAAUUAGUUAAAACUUCUUUCUUACUUAUAUUGAUUAAUAAAUUUUAACAGAAUUUGACAAUAAUUGGAACUAACUUUGAUUAGGUUCUAGAUCAGUGUAACUAGAACGCAAUUAAAUGUCGCAAUAUGAAAGUAUCUAACUGAUGAUCCUGAUGAUCACCACGUGAGGUCGAAGUGUGUAACAGAAGAAACUUACAGAGAGAUUUCUGAAUUUCUGAAACAGUGCGCCACAUAUAUCUUAGUGUGUGUGUUUUGAUGUUUGCUGGUGUUAUGGGAAAAUUAAAAGAUUUGUUAAAUAAAAGGUUUUUUCGACAUGGCCUACCCUUCAUAAUUUUUGUGCUUGGUGGGUCAGUUGGACUGAAAGAAUUUACAAGUCUAAGGUAUGACUUUUCAAAGCGAUCUCCAGUAAACCCUGAAAUGGCAGAAAAACAUGGAGUCAAAAUGAGAAAGCCUGGUGAAGUUACAUUAGAAAGUGAAUUUGAAAAAUUAAAGAAGCUUGAUAUUGACAAUUGGAGCAACAUUCGAGGACCUCGGCCAUGGGAAAGUAAUGAACAGCAAAGAAAGUCUGUGCCGUCGUCGUCAUCAUCAUCAUCAUCAUCAUGAUCAUAGUAGAAUGUUGAGAUGCUUCUGAAGAUUAGACAGACCUGUGUGCAUUAGACAAGAAUUCCUUUUCUGUUAUGAUAAUACUCUGUGAACUGAUGGAUUACUCCAUAUAAGGUGAAAAGUGUUUGUCUGUGUUUGCAGUAUUUUGUAAUCAUUACAAUUCUAAUAUUGUGAUGUACCUAAAUAUUAAUCCCAAAAGAUCACGGCUGCCACUGAAAUAGUUUCACCAGCAAAGACUACCUUGUUAAAUAUCUGUUUCUUUGGUACACAUAAGGUUAAGGUUUGCAUCAUCUCUGUAUUUGCUUUUCAACACACAAAGGAAUUUUAUCAUAGAAAUUUAUAGGCAAGUUACCUAAUCUCCCAACAUAUACUAUUUUAUGCACUUACUUUAAGUCUGGCUUCAGUUACUUACCAGUAAUCCUUAACAUAUAUCAUCAAUUAUCUUCACUAAAUUAAAGGAAAAUAUAUUUUCUUAAAUUUCUCAAGCAAAUGCAUUAAUGAUUGCUUUCAUCCAUAUUCUUUUGAGUUCAUAACUUGCCACGAAGUUCCUACAUAAUGUUGUGUGGCAUCUGUAGUUGAAAAAGCAUCAGUAAAUAAAAGUGAAGUGCAGGAAA
This is a messenger RNA of Cryptotermes secundus, 1278 nucleotides long. RefSeq names its product cytochrome c oxidase assembly protein COX16 homolog, mitochondrial (gene l(3)neo43). The transcript is spliced from 3 exons. Gene Ontology annotation, cellular component: mitochondrial inner membrane. Bases 317 to 664 code for a protein of 115 amino acids. Lineage: Eukaryota; Metazoa; Arthropoda; Insecta; Blattodea; Kalotermitidae. The record is from RefSeq and is a predicted model, not a curated record. Gene Ontology annotation, biological process: mitochondrial respiratory chain complex IV assembly.